AAAUAAAAUGCACAACUCUAAAUCACCGCUUAAUUAGACUACACAGAGUACGAAACAGGACAAAUAUAACUCUGUUGCAUCCCGACCACAGCAUAGGAAGUGGUGUCUCUGUAGCUGUCAAGGCGUAAUGACGCUACUGUAGAAUAUACACUCACCAGGCAUAUUUGCUAUUGUUUUACAAACCUUAGACCUUUAUUUUGAAAGUCUGAACUAGACGUGUUACUCCAGUCUGUUAGACUUGACCCUGGUGUUGCUAAGGCGUAAGCUCCAUAGCAACCGAGUCACCAGAAAGGAAAAGUUUAGAUAUUAGGAUUUUAUCUUUUUAUACCAGAGGAUACCUGCUGAAGAUGGCGCAUCUCUUCCAUGAACGGAGGAUGGAGACAUAAGCAUAAAAAUGCCAGCAACAAAAGUCAUCAAGCCAAAACCAGUGGAGGCGACGAAAAGAGCGGUGGAGAAAUCCAAACCGGUGAAGGCGAAGGCGGUGAACAGAGGAGAAAGUGAACUCGGAGUGCCCACGGUGCGUAAAGGCCGCGCGUCAAGCUGUCCGAGGUGUCCGCAGCGGGACAGGUGUGAGGGGGCCUCAGCCUCCAAACCGAGCUGUGAGAGGAGAGCCAGGGCUGCCUCCGCUGCUCCCAAACCCACUGCACACUGGGCCAGAACAAACCCGGACUACCGGGGGCCGACCAGCACCCUGAAACACCCCGCCGUUGUUAACCCAAAAUGCCGGGAAACGACCACCUGUCCGGGUCAGCGGGAGCAGCGCAGCGUCAGGGCCGAGACAAAGUAUGCAAGUCAGAGUCACAAAGCUUUCACCGUCAUCCCCCCGAACCCCAAGAAGAGACGAGAGAUCCAGAGGAAGGCGGAGGCCGAGCUCGCUGCGUUAGAGGAGCUGCGGCUGAGCAGAGCGAUGGCUUACGUAUCCAUCAACCCCAGCAGUGUUGGUGGCUGCAUGAGUCUGGAGGAAGUACGUCUGAAGCAGCAGCAGGAAAUGAUGCAGGCGAAGAGGAAACAGAAACCGAUGAAGCAGCAGGUGAUGGAGGAAACACCUGUCCUGACGAGCUGAGCGUCACCUCUCCUCUCCUGUCGUCGUCUCUGCUGGCAGCUCAACGCCUCGCUGUGUCUGCAGCACAGAAAUCACAGUGUUAAACUGGAUUAAAAGCCCUUAUUUUACUAAGAAAUCCUAAUUAAAACCUGUAUUGUACAUUA
Messenger RNA from Lates calcarifer (barramundi perch), 1206 nucleotides. RefSeq lists its product as uncharacterized. Lineage: Eukaryota; Metazoa; Chordata; Actinopteri; Centropomidae. The record is from RefSeq and is a predicted model, not a curated record. The transcript is spliced from 5 exons. The coding region runs from base 395 to 1063 and encodes 222 amino acids.